CAACAAAAAAGAGAGGAUUACCAGCGAAACGAGCAUAAAUGCGCGAACGAUAUAAAAAGCAUGCAGAUGCAAAAAACAGAAGUUCCAAAAGGGGAUGACGGAAAAGAUCCAUCGUACUCGUCGCGUGAAAAAGUAAUGGAACAGGAGUCUAUCAAUAGAGAGUCCCCACGUAUAAAUAGAAAUGGGUUGGGUCCACGAUUUAAAAAGAAUUCAGACAAUCGGUAUCGUAACGUUCAACAAGUUACACAACCAAACAAUCAGUAUUCGCAUUCUGGAUCGAAUUUCAAGCAUUCGAAAUCGCAAGAGAUGAAAAGUAACGGUACAAGUUCUCAACAUACACGCUCGGUACCCAAUCAGGUAGCCAAUCAAGACACGGUGAACUCGUAUCAAACUUCUUACAUGCAACCAAGCAUGUAUUCUGGACUACCGUAUUAUACCAACGAAGUGGACGCAUUCACGAAUUCUUACUAUCCUCCGAAUCCAUACUUUCCAAUUCCUUGUUUAGCGCAUUCCGACAUACCCGAUAACACCAGCGUACAACCAUUCUCGCCCCAUCUGUGUCCUGGAUUAGAUUAUGCACAAGCCUAUUCCGGGUUAUGUCCACCGUACAUGUGUUCCCAGCCAGCCCCGUACAAUAUUUCACCGCAAAAUAUGCAAGAACACUGGUACGCAGUUGCUGGACAACCGCAUUACAUGCAAUACCCACCUAUGUUGCCUAUGACUGCAGAUGCAACUUGCAAUGGAAUAGCACAAAACAUAAACCAGAAUAUUCCGCCUCAGAACAUAUAGUCGCACUGCUUUCUUUUCAUCUACUAAUAUUUUCACAGGCUCGUGCAUAAUUUACAUUAAACUAGGUGUACGUAGAACUCAAGGUAUCGUAAGACUGAAGGCAUUAUUAAUAGCUUUAUACCCGUGGCUGGUACCAUUAGCACUUGAACACGUAGAAAUAGGUGACAUACAAAAUUCGUUUGUAAGAUGAAAGUUGAGAUUACAUGAUAAUUAGUAUUUUUGAAACAGUAAGUAGUAGAUAUAUUAAAAAAAUAUUAUUUAGAUUGUGUUAAAUUAAAAGUUCGAUGUUUGACAUUUACAAGAUGUUCUAUAAUAAUAGCAAUAUAUACAGUAAGCGAUAACAGUACAAAUGACUACCAUAUUUGAGUAUAGGUAGUUGAUAUACCUGUAUAAUGAUAUUCAGGAGAUUGUAGAUGCGAUAUAGCGUACCACUGGACAUCGGUUCUCAGGUGAAAACAUAUUUUUCUGAAAUUUUAUACAGGUGACUUUUUCAGUUCCUUAACAUACUUAGUCGUUAAACUUGUAUAUUUCACUUGUUAUAAACCCCUUUUUGCAAAUAAAAAGCUACGCAACAUACGAGUGAGUUAUUUACUUAUACUCGUGGAUUAUAAAAUAAAUUAUUUUUCUUCUCAAGUACUAGCGUAACGAUACCUUCGAAAGACUGAAAAACGAAAACGUUUCGAUAUCGAUGCUACAAACAAGAUCCUGGCAACAACAUCAGAGGUGGACGUUAAACAAAUAAUUUUAAAUACAUUUUAAUAUUUUUGUCUAGAUAAUCCACUUUGUCAAAUAUUUGACACUUAAGUAAAACGUUACUUGUUAUCGGGCGUUUCUUAUCUUUUCAUCAAAAAAGGUUUCGCUGACGUAUUCGUUCGAGACUCGAUUCGAAUUGAAUUUUGUUUUCUCUAUCCAAUCGUGCCAACAAGCACAGCCGUCGUACGAAUAUCACUAGAAGAGUAGAAAGUUUCCCGCACACUUUGAGAAAUACUCGGUUUUGGUUCUCGUGCGAACAAAAAAAUUUUUACAAAAGUCUUGUCGUAUGAACGGAAAAUAUUAAGAAUUUGCCAUCGUGUUCGGUGGCAUCGACGAGGUGAAUCGUUGACGCUUUGAUCAGCGUUUGAACUGGCCCUAAAAAUCUCCGCCAUUGAAUUGCCGCGGCUGUGAAUCGGCGAAGAAGGUGCGCGCUCUCGAGAUCCUUCAUAUACAAACACCGUGGUUCUGUUCGCUGUAUUCCACGCCAUGUCUACAAUUUGUCGGAAGAGUAGGAGUGCAGUAGCAGUGACAGGUCAAACGGCGAACGGCGAGAUUACUUAAUAUUCGCACGACACGCGACGAGGGUUUCCUGUAUCGAAAAAACGUCGUGAUAUAUCUCCACGGUUGUUGGUUUCUCUUCUGGCUGUUUAUUAUCGUCGGCAGUGAAGUGCUAUUUGGUGGUUUCACGGGGAUAGCAGAGCUCGCGGAACAAGCAGAGACCGAACGCUGAGAAACUGAAAAUAAUGGAGAUGGACGAAUGCUCAGCUGGUGGAGAUAGCGGAGCAGAGGAAGACGAAGAUGAUGCAUCUUCCCGUGGAUCUAGAAGCAACAGUAGUAGCAGUAGCAUCAGUGGAAGCAGUACAUCCACAGACAGUGGAGACGACAGCGGAGAGGAUCAUGGUUCUAGUGGCAGCGAAAGUCACAGUUCUGGAGAUGAGGAUGAAGAUGAAAACGAUAAUACGGAAUAUUCUAUGAAAGCAGACAGUCCCGAUACAGUGAAAUGGGAGACUUGCAUCGCCUCGAAUACAAAGGUGAAACUGCCUCAAGAUUUGUGCGAACAUUCGACGAUUUUUAAAGAAUUUCUAGACUACCCUUACAUUUGGAACGAAUGCUUGACCGAGAAUCAAAGGGAGACGCUGUGCAGCCUUUUGCCAAGCUUCCCAAAGGACUGCGACGUCGAGGCUGAAACAGAAAAGACUCUGCGUAUGCUGUUUGAUAGAGAAAAUCAGAGAUUCGAUGUAGCACCACUAGACGCGUUUCACACUCACUUGUCCGCUGGGCAUUAUCGCCCAGACAUCAGAAGGAUGUGUGGUCUGGUACGCAAGGCGCAGCAAAGGCGAUUGUUGUUCGAAGAACGAAAGCGAUCGUACGAACUGGCCAGUCAGUUGUUAAAGUCUAGAGAGAGCUUGUUGUUGAACGCAUACAAGCAGGGUUUCAGUCAGCCAGCGCAGAGAACGGUGUCGAAAGUCCAGUGGAGGAAACCGAAGCCUGCUAUGGUUGAAGAGAAAACGCAACUGCGCUAUUUGGAGGAACUGAAUGCGCUGAGGACAGAGCUCGGAGCAAAUGCGAAGCUAGUGGCGGACACGACAUCCGAGAACGAGGAGAACUAUCCGUAUUAUCAGCUCUCCGGGGCCAAGCAGAAGAAGAAGAGGCGUUCGUUCAUGACUGCCCAGGGCUUGUCCAUCAGAGGCUUGCAAAUGAACCACGAGGACGAGACGAUUCGACCCGUUUUCUCCACUCUGCAACGAGCAGAGUACUCUACGAAUAGAUCGUUGUUCAUUCGCGAACAGACAGAGGAAAUGUACCGUGAAAUGCUGCUCGAGCAUAAAAAACGAAGAGCGCGACGCGAUAUUCAUCCAGAAUUGAACACCCAAGGUAUCGCUCUCGCCGAUCUCACUCAAAGGGCACAAGUCGGCCAGAAACACAAAUUGCCCAUCGGUCCAACCAUGCGCAUCACGCCAGUGAAGAAACGAAUUAAACUAGAACCAUCGCCCCUAUGCCCACCAGCGCCGAGAUUAAUCAAUUCGAAUUCGAUAAAACACGAGAGCGACAACAGCGACUACUCUCACACGACGGACGACAAUAGACAUUCCAACGCAUUGGACAUGGAUCACAGGAUGCUCACGCCGAUCAAAUCGGAGCCCAUAGACGCGUACGAAAUGCAUCAGAUAUCGAAGAAGAAAUUGAGUCCCGCAACAUCGAGAGGCAGCAAGUCUUCGGUGAUGUCUACGCCAGAGAUUAAGAAAGAAGUGGAAGACAUGGAGUACGAAGACAUUAAAACGGAACUCAGCGGUGUGAACGAAGACGUUCCUCCCGAAACAGAGGAAGACGAGGAGAACGAUAAGAAGGAACUCGAUUUGGACAGCAUCGACAUGAUGCAAAUACCGAUUCAAUUGGACGACGGAAUCGAUAUACUGGACGACGUCAAAUGCGAGGACGAAGGCGUGAUAUCGAUACCGGAUAAAGAAUUAAACGUUCAAGGAAACGACGAUGCUAUGGACAUUAGCAGUGGAGCAGAGCUAAUGCAGGAAACGCAUGCUUGUUUCUUCUCGUUGUUAAGAGACGCUUUCACCUCGAAGGGCGAGUUCAGAAUGAGCGGACUGGAAAUGAAAGAAGCUGUCACGCAGUGGCAAGGGAACCCUAUUUCGCCAUUGAACGAUUGGUACUCGUUCGCGUCUUCUUGGACUGCGUUGGUCCCAUUGGCUUUGGGGUUUCUUGCCGGAGAAUUCACUUAUUCUCAAGAAUUGGGUGACCGACAAGAACGCGAACCAGAACUCGUCCCCUACUUAGAGAACAAAGGAAACGGAGUUUACGCGUGGAUUGGCGCUGGACGCGAUUCGGAUUCACGUCUGUCAGAUUUAUGCACGAAAUUCUUGUUACACAAAGAUUCAUUAGGUCCGCCAACAUCCGCGGUCUGCUCCGUGACAGCUGUGAAACAGCAGUCUCAAAUGACGCAGUCUAGCAAUAGUAACAUUAACAACAGUAACGUUGGUAACAGUUCCGGAAACGGAAACACAAAUGCGACAAGCUGUAGAGCUAGCAGUCCUGUCAUAGAAUCGAUCAACGUCGACGGAGGAUCUAUGAACACCGUCGCAGAAUGGGAACCUCCUCGCGCUCUUUGGCCUACCGAAUGGAAAGUUCGUCCUUCCACACCGGAAGAACGCGACGAGUUUAGAAGACAGGAACGAAUGCGUUACGCUGCACCUCAUAAAGCGUUUACUUACAGAAUGCACGGUUACGCGUCUGUCGUGGGUCCGGUGAAAGGCAUUUAUCAACAUAACGUCGCCUCUGGAUUGACCAAGGCUCGCGGACACUCGUUACUGGUGGCUGAUCGACCAAAUUUUGUUACGAUCUUGGCAUUGGUGAGAGACGCCACUGCGAGGCUCCCUAACGGCGAAGGGACUCGAGCCGACAUUUGUCAAUUGUUAAAGGACUCCCAGUACAUCAGAGAACAAACGGACAGCGACGACAAGGAAGGAUACCUGCAUUCGGUCGUGUCUGGUGCUUUGGAUAGAUUGCAUUACGAAACAGAUCCUUGCGUUCGGUAUUACCCCCGUCGCAAAGAGUGGUUGUAUCUUCAUCGUGCGCGCUCGGAGUCUGAAUUCGAAAUGUACCAUCAACAGUUGCAAGGUGUCGCGAAGAACAAGAAGAACGUUGGUAGCAUGUCGCGAAACAAAACGUUACCACCGGUUAUAAAGCCUACAAAUAUUAACAAGGAGCAGUCUCCGAUUAGCAGCAAAGAAAGUACGCCUAAGAAAGAAAGAAAAGCCGCGACCAUCGCGCAGCCUGUUAUAUCUAGAAAGGAGCAGAAGAAAACCGAAGAAAAGAUUGUCGUCGAUCAUUCGGUCUCGACCGAGCAGCCUGUUGUCCCUACGAACGUGGCGACGACGAUCAGCGCUACGACUUCGGCCGUCUCCGUAACAGGAACUACCGUCCCCGUUACCACUCACACGAGUAUACCUACCUCCAUAAGCACUGUGACCGUCGAAAAGGACAUAACGAGUAACGAAAUAGCGAAACCACAGAUUACAACCACGGUCCCAGCGAAAAAGGUGACCAACAUCAGUGGAAAACCUGUCGCUGUCGUGAAGACAAACGCUCAGAGCCUGUUACAGUCGAAUCAGCAACACUUUCCUCAUCAUCAAAUUCAAGUGUCGACCUCUGCAGGCUUGCAAACUAUACGAUUGUCUGGACAUUCUGUGCUGCACUCCGCCCAAUCCGUUGCAUCCAACAGCGCCUCCAGUAACGCAUCAAAUGUGACCACCAAUUUGACGACGAUAUUCCCUCAAGCCAAAGUACAGAGUCAACAGCAGCAGCAGCAACAAUCCCAGCAACAGCAGCAACAGACGAUCGUAACGAAUCAAGCGGGAAAAAGCAUUUUGCAGACCGCCAAUAUAAAGCAACAACAGAGUCAGCAGCAACACGUGUUACCUGGGAAGACUUUGCUGGCCUCGCAGAUCAAGUUGGUUAGUUCGGGACAAAUUAAAUCGCUCCUCACGGGUCACGGUUUACAAGGUCAGACGAUAUUUAUCAAACAGUCGUCGCCUUCCGGCAAUCAAACGCAGCAGUUGCAGCAGCAACAACUGAAGCAACAGCAACAGCAUCAGCAACAACAGAUCCAACAGCGCGUCGUAGCCAAUCAACAACAGUCGAUUCAGACGUCUGGCAUGCAACGUAUAAUAGCACAGAUCGGAGGAAAGCCGAUCGCGGUCCAAAUACAGCAGUCCCCGCAUCAACAACAGCAGCAACAGCAACAAAAGAUCCUAGCGAAGGUUUUAACUAGUUCAGGCGGCGGUCAACUCAUCUCUGUGGAGAGUCUUCUCGCGCAGAAGGGAUUGAAAUUGGCAACCACUAGUCACGCUAAUCAACUCAACAGGCAAGGCAAGCAGGUCAUACAAACCCAAUAUCAGAUGGUAUCGCAAGCGCAGUCGUCCUCGGGGCAAUCCAAGAUCAUAGUCAGUACGCAGCAACAACAACAGUCGCAGCCCCAGACGGUGCGUAUGGUGACGGCUCAGUUGGCUGGAAAACCUAUAGUGUUGGCUAGCGGCAACAAAAACGUCGGAGUAGGCGUGAGCACCAGCGGAAGCGUGGUUCUGGGAAAACAGCAGACGUCGCAACAGCAAACGCAACAACAGCCCAUCAUCCUACCGAGCCAAUUGCUCAACAUCAAGACGCUGCACGGUCUAAAAGUGAUACCGACUCCGACAGGCCUGAAAACCACCGGUGCAGCGGUUUACGCACGAGUGAUAGCUCCCACGACCAUAACCUCGACUCAGUCCACUGGGAACCAACAGCAGCAACAGCAACAGCAACAGCAGCAGCAGCAACAGCAGCAGCAGCAGCAGCAGCAGACCAUUCAAGCUCAACAACAAUCGAGAAACAACUCCUACAGCACGCCCUGACAGAAUUGACGCGUCAUUUUAUUGUUUUGCAUUAUUCCGUUCUCUCGUUCAGUUUCGUCUCCUGGAGUAGUCUCGGAGUUUCGUGGCAAACUAGAACCGAAUUCGAAUGUAAAAAGAAAGGUAAAAGAAGAAUUAAGAAAAAGUUACGAAGGACUACCGUACUGACAGGUCUGCGUCGUUGCGCACAGUUUCCGUGCAAAUUCGAGUCAACAAGGUGAAAUAAGAAUACAGGCGGGUCAUUGUUGGCCUUCUUUUUUUGUAUUAAGUGUCGAAUUAUUUACAAAUGCAUGGUACGAUUUUAAAUAUAAAAACACCGUUUUCUCUCA
Messenger RNA from Hylaeus anthracinus, 7270 nucleotides. RefSeq names its product nuclear factor related to kappa-B-binding protein-like (gene NFRKB). Lineage: Eukaryota; Metazoa; Arthropoda; Insecta; Hymenoptera; Colletidae. The transcript has 15 exons. Gene Ontology annotation, molecular function: protease binding. The record is from RefSeq and is a predicted model, not a curated record. Gene Ontology annotation, cellular component: Ino80 complex. Bases 2286 to 6944 code for a protein of 1552 amino acids.